AUGCUCAGAUUAUCCUCAAACUCCUCAGAUUAUCCUCAGACUACUCCUCAAACUCCUCAGUCUAAUCCUCAGACUCCUCCUCAGAUUAUGCUCAGAUUAUCCUCAAACUCCUCAGAUUAUCCUCAGACUACUCCUCAAACUCCUCAGUCUAAUCCUCAGACUCCUCCUCAGAUUAUGCUCAGAUUAUCCUCAAACUACUCCCCAAACUAA
This is a messenger RNA of Trichomonas vaginalis G3, 210 nucleotides long. RefSeq lists its product as uncharacterized. NCBI's taxonomy places the organism in Eukaryota, Parabasalia, Trichomonadida, Trichomonadidae. The record is from RefSeq and is a predicted model, not a curated record. The transcript has a single exon. Bases 1 to 210 code for a protein of 69 amino acids.